GGCGGACUUUUAGUUUAAAAUUAAUUCUUAUAAUGUCAGAUGACGACGAUAUACAGUAUAUCAAACGACAGCGCACAUUGCACUAUGGCUCGCUUGAAGAGCAAGAGCAAAAACGUCAGGCCGCGGCUGCCGCGUCUGCAACAACAAUAAUGCCGGCAGCAUCAACGACUCCGGGCCAGUUGGAAGAUAUUGAUUCUGACGAAGACUAUGAGGAAUGUAAUAAAAAAAGUAAUACAAAAAGUGGUCUGCCCCCACCAACUGCUACGACGCUCGCAAACAAGAUCGACGAUGACUACUUCGAUCUCGAAGGCGAAAUGGAAAGGGACAAAGUGGCGCUCCUCGAGGAAUUUGAGCGCAAGAAGCGUGCACGACAAAUUAACGUUUCAACAGAUGACGCCGAGAUAAAGCGUAAUUUGCGCCAGCUAAAUGAACCGAUUUGCUUUUUUGGUGAAGGACCCGCAGAGCGUCGCCGCCGUCUUAAGGAGCUGCUUGCAAGUCUCGGUGAGAAUGCCAUAAAACAGAAGCAAACUGAAGAGGAGGAGCGCAAACUACAGCAAAAAGAACAGGAGGCAACCUGGUAUCACGAAGGCCCGGAAACGCUGCGUGUGGCACGGCUUUGGCUUGCCAGCUACUCGUUGCCUCGUGCACGAGAUCGUCUGGAACGCGCACGGGCCGCACUUGAAGUGCCGAGUGCGACACGCGCUGGCCGCAUGGUAGAAAUGCAGAAAAGGCUUCAGUCAUUGGCGCCGCUAUGUUCCCAAGUUGGAGACACUCGGCCAGUAAGCAGUGCUGCCUUCAGCGAUGACUCUGCGUUACUCCUAACUGGCUCUUGGUCGGGUCUGUGUAAGUUAUGGAGUGUGCCUAAUUGUGAGCUCAAACAAACACUUCGUGGUCAUGGCAGCUAUGUGGGCGGAGUUGCCCUGCGUCCUGGUGUGACGCAAGAUGAGCAGAAUGUAGUAGCAAUGGCCUCGGGCGGACAUGAUGGCAUUGUCAAGCUAUGGGGUUUUAACAACGAGGAAUCUAUAGCUGAUAUCACUGGACAUAUGCCGCAUCGCGUCUCUAAAGUAGCCUUUCAUCCUUCAGGUCGAUUUCUGGCAACUGCGUGCUAUGACUCCUCGUGGCGACUAUGGGAUCUAGAACAAAAAACCGAGGUGCUCCAUCAGGAAGGGCACGCCAAACCUGUGCAUUGUCUAAGUUAUCAAAACGAUGGCAGUGUUAUUGUAACUGGUGGGCUAGAUGCGUUCGGGCGCGUAUGGGAUCUUCGCACCGGAAGGUGCAUUAUGUUUCUUGAAGGACACCUUGGUGCCAUUUUUGGCGUAGACUUUUCACCGAAUGGCUUUCACAUUGCCACAGGCUCGCAAGAUAAUACUUGCAAAAUUUGGGACUUGCGCCGUCGGCAGCCCAUCUAUACCAUACCCGCGCAUACUAAUCUAAUUUCGGAUGUUAAAUAUCAGCAGGAUGGUGGCAGCUUUCUGGUAACAUGCUCCUAUGAUUCGACGACUAAGAUCUGGUCUAACAAGACGUGGCAACCAUUGAAGACUCUUCAAGGCCAUGACAAUAAAGUAAUUGCUGUGGAUAUAUCUCCGAAUUCUCAGUAUAUCGCAACAACUUCUUUCGAUCGCACAUUUAAGCUGUGGGCAGCCGAUAGUUAGUUUUUACUUAAAUUUUUUCUUAAUAGCAUUUGGUCUGUUGUUUCUCAAUUGUCUAACUGUUCUUCAUAGCAAUCAGACAAAUUUUGUUGGUCACAUGGAAAAUAGCCCAUUACUGAAGUUUUAUCUUUACAAAAUAGCUGUUAUUGUUAGGCGAUAUAAAUUUAAGUUUUUUGUAAAAAAAAAUAACACUGUUAAUAAAAAUCUUGUUUGGUA
Messenger RNA from Scaptodrosophila lebanonensis, 1865 nucleotides. RefSeq names its product U4/U6 small nuclear ribonucleoprotein Prp4 (gene U4-U6-60K). Gene Ontology annotation, cellular component: U4/U6 x U5 tri-snRNP complex. Gene Ontology annotation, biological process: mRNA splicing, via spliceosome. The record is from RefSeq and is a predicted model, not a curated record. NCBI's taxonomy places the organism in Eukaryota, Metazoa, Arthropoda, Insecta, Diptera, Drosophilidae. The transcript has a single exon. Gene Ontology annotation, molecular function: U4 snRNA binding; protein binding; U6 snRNA binding. Bases 33 to 1652 code for a protein of 539 amino acids.